CAUCAGCUGUUUUAAGUCUAGAAGAAAAAGCAGAACAGACAACUGAAACCGGAUCAGCCGUUCAGGCUUGUUAGCUGAAGCUGAAAACCUCAGUUGAUAUCGAAAGUACGUGUAGUACAAGUUGAGACUUCAAGUUGAACUGAGCCAGGAAGUGAAGUUAAAGCUAUUAAAUAAAAAUGUGUGGUGGGGUGGCAGGUGCUCAAGAACCUUCGCAACGAUUUUUGAAGGAAUUUUUGAAAGGAAGCAAAAGGAAACGCAUAAACUCUCUGGAAGGGUUGGAUGGAAAAGCUGAAAACCAACAGGAAAUUCAGGAUCUAGGAGCUUUACAACAGGACAACAGGAAGGAGAAGUCCAGAGAUGCCGCUAGGAAUAGGAGAGCCAAGGAGAGUGAUUACUUUCAGGAACUGGAGAACCUACUCCCUGUAACAGGAACUCCACCUAACUCCCAGAUGACCAGCAUUGAUAAAACAUCAUUGAUUAGGCUCAGUGUUGCGUAUCUACAGAGCAGAAGUCUAGUUGCUAACGGGGGUAUUCAUAUACCCGAUAUCAAGGAGGAGCUGCAGGGAUGCGAAGUUGACAUCCUUAGAUCCCUGAACGGGUUCGGAUUGGUUCUCUCCGACACCCAAGAGGUGGUGUACGUCAGCAACAACGUCUCAGAUUACAUUGGACUCACUUCGUUUGAACUCUUGGGCCAGUCUCUGUCUGAUUUCAUUCAUCCUUGUGAUCAUCCUUCCCUCAAGGACCUCAUUACAAACAUCCAGGAAAACCAGGACAAGCAUGUAAUGGCCUAUGUAAGGAUAAAGUGCACCAUUACUGAGCGAGGACGUAUGAUAAACCUAAAGCAGGCCAACUAUAAGGUGUUGAGGAUAGAAGGACGGGUCCGACGUUUGCCCUCUACUGGAGCUGGAGGAUUAACAGGGCGUAUCCUGAUGGGGAUUGCAACCUUGAUUAACACUGAGAUGAUCCUGGAGUGCGGGAAGGGAUCCUUCAUUACCAAGCACAAGGAGGACAUGAAGAUGGUCGAGGAGGAUGGAUGGCUAUCUGAGGAUGGUGGUUACUCCUCUACUAAACUAUCCGGGAGAUCAUUCUUCGAUCUAGUUCAUGCUCAGGAUAUUCAGAAUAUAUUGCAGCCAUUCAAAAACCUUCGUGAGCAUGGACAGUGUGAGACCGGACCCUACCGCCUACUGUUGGGCGGAGGCGGAUACGCCUGGGUACAGACCAGGGCGGUUCAUAAUACGCCGCGGCGGGGGAGCAGCAAAACAACAAGCAUAACCUGCCAGCACUCACUUAUUACGGAAAGUUUGGAGUCGGAGACCAUCUUAGCUCUGGUUCAGACAGAGGCUGCCGGAGACAAGGUUAAACCCAGGGUAGUUGUAACACUGGAUAUGGGGGUUGAUGAAACCUUCAACCUGGAGAACCCGGAGAACAUGAACGAGAUCCUGGAGAUGCUGGAACAGGACGCAGAGGAGCUUAAGAUGAUGGACGAGGAGAAGAAGGUGAAAGAGGAGCUGGAGAAGAUGGAGGAGGUGGAGAAAGUUGAGCUAGUAGAGCAGGAAGAGGAAAUGGAUCAAAUGGAGGAACUAAAUGUUGUGUUUGAGUUGUCUCCAAUGGAGUAUCAGGAUCUACUUGCUGACCAUGUAGCCCCAGACAUGUCCUCUGUAAGCAUUAACACAAGCCCACCCAGAACCUCAGUAAUCAUGAGCCGUGAAGGAGCUAAACUUACUCCGGUUACAGCUCAGAUCUUUGUAUCCUCUCCUGAUAGUACCUGGAGUUCUGGCAGCCCUGGAAGCCCUCAACUGACUUGUGAGGACAUUUGUUCCUCUCCUGAACCCCAGGUACUUGGUACUGGACGGAGAUUGAGCUCUGACCUGGAGAAUCUGUCUCCGUUCAUCGGAGACGAAUGUGUUCCUCUGAACAAGACCGAAACCUUGUUCCAACCGUUAAACUUGGAUUCCUUUGAUGAUCUGGAAUUUACCGACAAUAUAUUCGAUCUCACCGUUAAUACAGACGGUAUAUUUUACAAGGUUGACAAUGACGAGGACAGUAUACUAAUGGAACCCCAGAGUAAGAUCAUGUGGAGUGGAUUGAGUGUAUCUCAGGAUUCCGGAAUCUCUGUAUCUCCUGGGUUUGAUCCUGUUUCUCCUGAUCUACUGUUCUCUCCCGUUCAGCAGGAAAACUGCGUCGAGUUUUUGGAACCACUAAGCUUCCUUCAAGGAAACCAGGUUUCUCCCCGUCCUCCCUCCGACCCAACCAACCCAGGGGUAGAUUUCAUUCUACCGGAGCAGGUUUCAUCCAUCCUAGCUUCUCCAGUACCGUCGCAGAACACAGCUCCGCUCAGACCCAACCCGUCCCAACAGUCCUUCGGAGGAAGGUGGGUAAAAAUACCAAAAAAAAAUAAUUGUUAAAUGUAAAAUUAUAAU
Eurytemora carolleeae is the source of this 2420-nucleotide messenger RNA. RefSeq names its product hypoxia-inducible factor 1-alpha. The transcript has 17 exons. The record is from RefSeq and is a predicted model, not a curated record. Gene Ontology annotation, molecular function: DNA-binding transcription factor activity, RNA polymerase II-specific; RNA polymerase II transcription regulatory region sequence-specific DNA binding; protein dimerization activity. The coding region runs from base 177 to 2405 and encodes 742 amino acids. Gene Ontology annotation, biological process: cellular response to hypoxia; regulation of transcription by RNA polymerase II. Lineage: Eukaryota; Metazoa; Arthropoda; Copepoda; Calanoida; Temoridae.